CUCGUAUUCAGCUCGCGUUACCAUUCCCGAACCAGCCACCCCUCGUAGUCGCCGAAUCACGCUCCCCCAGCGCUGGCUCUCUCCCUUGUCCUGCCCCAUGCGACGGCUUGCGCCAAUUCCAGCCCGCCGCAGUACCAAUGGAGCCACCAUGUAACGCCCAUAUGGGCGAACCCCUCCCCGAGUGUCGCACGCCUCCUAUACUAUCGUUUGUGCAACGUCUUUUCCGUGGCCUGGACGUGCGCGCUCUCCUGAUUGAGGAAGCGUGAGUCUCUAUACCACUCGGCCGCUCACGCAUCAUGAUUCUGGCAUUCGUUUCGUCGUGAUUCGUCUCUAAACCGGUUUUCCGCGUCUUCCUAAUCCCAAUAAUUCCCCCGUCGCUCGCUACAGAAUGCGCUUCCGAAGACGAGACACAUCCUCGUCGACGCCUGAGCCAUACGUGGUACCGCCCUCGCAGGAGUUCGACGGCAAUGAUGGGAGCUGGAGCACAUUCAAGAUCAGUGUGGGCACACCGGGGCAGGACUUUAGGGUCCUGGCGUCGACAAAAGCGGGAGAAACAUAUGUGAUAGUGCCAGAGGGAUGUCAAGCAGGCGUGGACCCGUCGGAUUGUCCCCAGCUGCGCGGAGCGGAGAUAUUCAACAGCGCGCAGAGUCCCGGCUUCCUGUCCAACGUUUCUUCAACGUGGUCGACCAUCGGACAGUACGAUGUGGAGUUAGAACAAAGCCUGAAUUAUACGGCGCGAGCAAUGUUCGGAUUCGACAAGGUGGCGCUAGGACCGGCGGCAGACGACACGUCUCUGUCAUUAGACCACCAGGUCGUAGCUGGAGUUGCUGAGCUUGACUACUACAUGGGAAGCAUACCUUUGGGCGUCCCAGACUCCAGUUUCUCAAGCCUGAGCCAAUCCAUCGAUUCCUUCCUCUACCAGCUGCGAAACGGUACCAAGAUCCCCAGCCUCUCUUUCGCAUACACCGCUGGCGCAAAAUACCGCCUAAAAUCUGUCUUUGCAAGCCUCAUCCUCGGAGGCUACGACUCGACACGCUUCAAACCAAACGAUAACGACUUCACUUUUUCCUUUUCCACUGACCCCUCGCGUCUCCUAACUGUAGGCGUAGAAUCCAUAACCGCCACAAACACCCUCAAAGGAACAUACUCCCUCUCCUCCGGCGCACAUUUCUCCCUCGUCGACUCCACAGUCCCGCAUCUCUGGCUGCCCCGCGACGUAUGCGAUGCCUUCGAAGCCGCCUUCGGCCUGACGUACGAUGCCACCACCGACCUCUACACCAUAAACUCGACCAUGCGCGACCAGCUCAAAGCCCGCAACCCCUCCAUAACCGUCAAACUCGUCAACUCGAUGGAAGACACCACCACAAACUACACAAACAUAAUCCUCCCCUACGCAGCCUUCGACCUCCAAGCCUCAUACCCCUACUACCCCAACGCAACAAACUACUUCCCCAUACGCAGAGCAGCAAACGAGUCCCAAUACGUCCUCGGCCGCACCCUCCUCCAAGAAGCCUACCUCAUCGUCGACUACGAGCGCGCAAACUUCACCGUCGCCCAAGCCGUCUUCCCCGACCCGCUCCCCGCCGCCAAAGUCGUCACUAUCCAGCCCCCGGGCUCCUCCUCCAACGACUCCCAAUCUGGACUCAGCACCGCCGCAAUAGCAGGCAUCGCCGUCGGCGCCGCCAUCCUCCUCAUCAUCGCCCUCCUAAUCGCCCUGCUCUUCCUCCGCCGCAAAAAGCGCUCCCGCCGCCAAAAGUACGAACUAGCCAACACGCAAAUCUCCGAAUCCGCCUCCCUCGCCGUCUCCUCCCCCGCGCCGCACAAAGUACACCACGAGCCGCAAGAGCUCGGCGGCACAGCAGUAGCCGAGUUGGCGUCCCCCCGCCACGGCGGACAUAACAAGCCCUUCCUGAGCCCGAACCACCAUGUGCCGCAGGAACUGCCGCUGACGCCUGCGGCGCCGCGCUGGCAGGAAGUCACCGCCGAGCAGAUGGGCCAGGCCCGCGUGCAGUACUACGAGAUGGACGGCGCGAGCAGCAUUGUGCCGAGUCGCAAUGUGAGUCGGGCGCCGAGCGAGGAUGGGCGGGGCAGCGAUGCGCGGUAUUCGGGCGUUUCGCCGUUGACGGCGAGAUUUCAUUGAGCUCAUUAAUCAUCUAAAGGGCAUAUUUUGGGGUUUUGGACUCUUUUCGUAUACAUAGUUUUGAAGCGUUUGAUACGAUACCAUUUGUAUAUACCCGCGAUGAUCGACGACGCCGGAGUUUUGAUCCUGGUAUAGGUAUAGGUGUAGGAUGAACUAGUUUGUAAUGCCAUGUGCGAGAGCUACGGCCUAUCAUUCAU
Molecule: messenger RNA, 2337 nt
Organism: Trematosphaeria pertusa
Lineage: Eukaryota; Fungi; Ascomycota; Dothideomycetes; Pleosporales; Trematosphaeriaceae
Product: acid protease
Exons: 1
Coding region: 389-2140 (583 amino acids)
Biological process (GO): proteolysis
Molecular function (GO): aspartic-type endopeptidase activity
Source: RefSeq, a predicted model, not a curated record